Molecule: messenger RNA, 921 nt
Organism: Arctia plantaginis
Lineage: Eukaryota; Metazoa; Arthropoda; Insecta; Lepidoptera; Erebidae
Source: the annotation of a GenBank genome assembly
AUGAUACAUAUCCAGCUAAUGAUAAUAUUAACAUCUACAGCUUUUCAAAGUUCUGCGAUUGGCGAAAAGGCAUUCAGAGCUUGCAGAUACUACGGGCAGCUGAUGCUGGAAUGUCACAAUGUAUUGUUCCCGAGAUCAAGAGUUCGUGUCCCAGUGGAUGUUCUGUUAUAUCCUCAUAUGGCUCUAAUAGGUUUUCGAAACAGUGAUCAAGAUACACCAGUCUGGAAAUGUGGUGGGAGUUUGAUCAGUCACUCGUGGGUGUUGACCGCAGCCCACUGCAUUGAAGACAGAGAAUUUGGUAAAGCUCAGAUCAUAAGGAUUGGAAUAGCGACCUUCGAAUUUGACGAGUUAGAUGAACUGAUUCAAGAAAGACCUGUUGCGCAAAUUGUUUCACAUCCGGGUUAUAAACCGCCAUCGAAAUAUCAUGACAUAGCCCUAAUGAAAGUGGAACCUCUAUUUAUCAUAAAUCGAGACGUAAGAAUUGCUUGCCUACAUUUGGGGGAGAAUAUCAGUCAUUUGAAUAUGACAGUAACUGGUUUUGGGAAGACUUCAUCCAGUGCGUUCCAGGGGAGUAAGACUAUGAUGACGGUGAAUGUGGAUCCAAUUGACAGGGUGACUUGUAAUAAGUCUAUGAAAUUCCUGAUUAAAAAGAAGCUUUUAGCUGAUGGGAUCACUGAAAAUCAAUUGUGUGCUGGUGACUAUAGUAAUGGCGGCCGGGAUACCUGUCAAGGUGACUCAGGUGGCCCGAUACAGGUAAUAGAAGACAAAAUAGACUGCAUACGUACUUUUCCAUUUUACAAAAUAGUGGGGGUUACUUCUUUCGGGAGAGACUGUGGCCGAAAGAUGGCACCAGGUGUAUACACAAGGGUUGCGAGAUAUGUUGGUUGGAUUGAAAGUGUUGUGUGGCCGUAUCCACCAUAG